ACUGCAGUCAAACAGCUGAUUUGUCCGUGUCUGUUUUCCCGUUUGUGCAAAAAAUAACAAGACACUUUUUCUUGGCAAGAUGUGGUUCGAAAUCCUACCUGGUGCUGCUAUCAUCACGGUGCUCCUGUCCGUGCCCAUAUACGCUACAUACGGCGUGCAGAAGCUCACCCUGGGCAAUGCCUUCCGUCGCAACAUGGACGAGCGUUUCAGCCGUGUGAUGUACCAACGCGAUUUCCGACUGACCGAUAAUCCGUACUUGAUGAAUGGACUUGAUGCCAUUCCCGAUGAGGAAGAAAACAAUCAAAAUAUCGAGCAGAGUGAAGAUGAUCAGUAGGAUUAAAAAACGUUAAAAAAAUAAAAAAAUGUUACGAUGUUAUUGCGAUUCAGAAUAAAGUCAAGGGCCUCCCCUUUGGUUUGGUUUUGGCUUUUGCCGCGCA
Molecule: messenger RNA, 437 nt
Organism: Drosophila guanche
Lineage: Eukaryota; Metazoa; Arthropoda; Insecta; Diptera; Drosophilidae
Gene: ND-MWFE
Product: NADH dehydrogenase [ubiquinone] 1 alpha subcomplex subunit 1
Exons: 3
Coding region: 80-334 (84 amino acids)
Source: RefSeq, a predicted model, not a curated record